Gracilinanus agilis (Agile Gracile Mouse Opossum) is the source of this 2219-nucleotide messenger RNA. RefSeq names its product nudix hydrolase 20, chloroplastic-like. The record is from RefSeq and is a predicted model, not a curated record. The coding region runs from base 1 to 1011 and encodes 336 amino acids. NCBI's taxonomy places the organism in Eukaryota, Metazoa, Chordata, Mammalia, Didelphimorphia, Didelphidae. The transcript has 7 exons. Gene Ontology annotation, molecular function: 8-oxo-dGDP phosphatase activity.
AUGGCGAGCAGCCUGGGGCCGGGUUCGGGCUGGACGGCGGCGGUCCGGAGGCUUUUGCAGCACUUCAGCUCCUCCCAGCGGCCAGGCUCCUCGGCUUUCCAGUGCCUCCCCCUGAUGGUGGAGGGCCAGCAGGUGGGCCUCGUGGCCCCCGCCGUCGCCCGGGAGCUGCGCGCUUUCCCCGACGUGUUUGUGGAGGCGGCGGGCUGCCUGGAGCUCCGAGGGGGCCGCUGCCCGGAGGAGCGAACGGAGGCCUUGGCUCGGGUCCUGGCGAGGCUGCGGGCAGAGGGCCGCCUGGCGCGGCUGACCCAGUGGCGAGAUGAGGCCUAUGAGGUGCGGCCCAGGUUCGGAGCCCCAGCCUUAUUGCACGUGGAGCGAGCAGCAGCCCCCUUGCUGGGAGUCCUUCAGUUCGGGGCGCAUCUCAACGCCUUCGUCAAGCGGCCCCGAGCAGACGAGGCGGGUUCCUGGGAGACGCUCAUGUGGCUGGCAAGGCGAUCCCCUCACAAGGCCACCUACCCGGGCCUGCUGGACAACCUGGCAGCUGGAGGUAUAAGUGCCGGGCUGGGCGUGAAGGAGACCCUGGUGAAGGAGAGCUGGGAGGAGGCCCGGGUGCCCCCACAUCUGGCAGCCCAGGCCCUGCCAGUGGGCUGUCUCAGCUACGCCUAUGAGGAGACGGAGCCGGAGCGGGACGACCCUGGGGCUGUGGUGCGAGAAUGCCUCUUUGUCUUUGACCUUCAAGUGCCCGAAGAUUUCACCCCCCAAGUGGGAGACGGGGAGGCCCAGGAAUUCUACCUGUGGCCCCUGGACAAGGUCCAGGAGGCUGUGCAUUCUGGCGGCUUCAAGCCCAACUGUGCCCUGGUGGUGGUGGACUUCCUGCUAAGGCACGGACUGCUGCAUCCAGACCAGGGUAAGGACCAAGGACAGGAGGGCACGGCCCGCCGAGCCAGGCUGCCGACCCCUGACCCAGAUCUCUGCCCCUCCCAGAGCCCCUGUACCCAGAGCUCGUGGCAGUGAUGCACCAAACCCUGUGAGGCAGGCCCAGGCAGAGGGGACGAGAGCCCAGCGUUUGGGGCGCCGCCACCGUCUUCACAAAAGGAAGAGGCCGUCUGUGCUCCUGGCAUGGCGAGGGAGUCCAGGCAGAACUGUUCUCUAAAGGGGCCUCCCUCAUUGGAGCGUGUGGCCCCAGGCCCGGAAGGAAAGGAAGAUCUGGGGCACGGGGACAGGUUUUCCCAAGGCAGAGCCUGGGACUUUCCUGGAGGGACUCUCCAAAAGGUGAAGGAGUGAGGGCUCAGCCAGGAGGACCACAGACGUCCUCCUCUCGCUUCUCCCUUGCCAAGGCUGCAGAGUUCCCUUUACCUUCACCCUGAAAGCUUCCAGCUCAUGCUGUUAUCACUGGCCCCAGCUUAGCUUCUCUUCCAGGUUCUAGGCUAUGUCCCUUCUACCUUGAGGCCCCUGCCUUUUUCACCUGGCCAGCAAGGGAGCACCACAGACCUGAGUUCAAAUCCAGCCUCCGACUCCCACUAGCUGGGUCAUUUCAUCUCUCCGUGCCUCAGCUUCCUCCACUGUGAAAUAGGGUCAUCAUGACACCUGCCUCCCAGGGUUGCUGUGAGGAUCCAGUAAAACAACAUUAGGUGCCAUAGAAACCUCUCCUGCAAUGGCUGGGCCUCGGGCAUAUUUGGCUCCGUGGGGCCUUCCUCUACUCCCAAGAGUUUCACAGUGCCUGUUCUGGGCACCCUCUUCCUUCUUUCCCUUUGCAAAGCUUCCUGGGUGUAUCAUCUGGGAUUUACAAGCAGCCUGUUGGAGGGAUUCCCACAGAGGACUCCCGAAGCCCCCAGGAGUGGGCUGGGCCCUGUUCUGUUGGGGAGAGGGCAGAAUUCCCCGAAGACCUGUCGGUGACAUCACGAGUCCUUUGGAGCAUUUGCAGGAAAUCGCGGUGCAGAAAUAAUGCUGUGGGAGGCGAGGGUGACUGGGAACCGGGCGAGCAUUUCCACGGUGCCUCGUGUGGACCAAGACAGGUGCCACAGGCCCUGCCUUCCCUUUAUGGCCAUACGCAUGAUGUGGAAAAGAUCAGACGGGGCCCUUCUUUAAUGAGCGCAGGUGAAGAAAACCAACCAGCUUCACUAGGUGGCACCCUCCAGACCCAACCAGGUCUUGUCCGCCUGAGCUCGCUGACUCUUCUUCAGGCGGUCUGUUGUGAGGAAGAUUAAUAAAUGAUGAAUGGG